This is a messenger RNA of Eucalyptus grandis, 916 nucleotides long. RefSeq names its product peptidyl-prolyl cis-trans isomerase CYP20-1. Gene Ontology annotation, molecular function: peptidyl-prolyl cis-trans isomerase activity. Gene Ontology annotation, cellular component: intracellular membrane-bounded organelle. Bases 89 to 700 code for a protein of 203 amino acids. Gene Ontology annotation, biological process: protein folding; protein peptidyl-prolyl isomerization. The transcript is spliced from 7 exons. Lineage: Eukaryota; Viridiplantae; Streptophyta; Magnoliopsida; Myrtales; Myrtaceae. The record is from RefSeq and is a predicted model, not a curated record.
UAGGUCUGUAUUUUCCCUACUCGAUGCAUCAGUUCCCGACAUCGGCAUUCUGCUCAACGUUCUGCAAGCGUGCUCGGAGAUCGUGGAGAUGGCGACGGCGAGAUCGUUUUUCCUCUGUGCUCUGCUCCUCCUCGCAACCCUAUCUCUCGCUCAGGCGAAGAAGUCUGAGGAUUUGAAAGAGGUGACUCACAAAGUUUAUUUUGAUGUGGAGAUAGCUGGAAAACCGGCAGGUCGAAUUGUCAUGGGUCUAUAUGGAAAAGCAGUUCCAAAGACUGCUGAAAACUUCAGGGCGCUGUGUACAGGUGAGAAAGGCACUGGAAAGAGUGGAAAACCUCUUCACUACAAGGGAAGCAGUUUCCACCGGAUCAUUCCAAGCUUCAUGCUACAGGGAGGUGACUUUACUCUUGGUGAUGGCAGAGGUGGCGAGUCUAUUUAUGGAGAGAAGUUUGCUGAUGAAAACUUUAAGUUGAAGCACACUGGACCAGGGCUUUUGUCUAUGGCGAACGCUGGUCCUGACACAAACGGUUCACAGUUUUUUAUCACAACUGUGACGACUAGUUGGCUUGAUGGGAGACACGUCGUGUUCGGGAAAGUGUUGUCUGGGAUGGAUGUGGUUUACAAAGUUGAAGCUGAGGGAAGACAGAGCGGCACCCCCAAAAGCAAAGUCGUGAUAGCAGACAGUGGUGAACUCCCACUCUGAUCGAACUGAUGCCAACAUGUUUACCAUGACUAGCUCUUAGGCAGCUGUUAAGAGAUAAAUGCAAAAACAAUGUAGGUUAUGUGAAACCGAAAACUGGAUUUGGAGUUAUAGCCGUGCUCUUCUUUUUGGGCAUUUCGGUUGUUCUAAUGUGUCUGGACUGAAUAUUUUUCAAUAUGAUGUAAUUUUGCCUUUGUAUCAAGUGAUGUUGCCAUUUGA